Molecule: messenger RNA, 776 nt
Organism: Drosophila willistoni
Lineage: Eukaryota; Metazoa; Arthropoda; Insecta; Diptera; Drosophilidae
Gene: galla-1
Product: MIP18 family protein galla-1
Exons: 4
Coding region: 67-642 (191 amino acids)
Source: RefSeq, a predicted model, not a curated record
UCGUAAAAGAUAAAUAUAUAUAGGAGCGAUAAGAGAAAUCAAAACCAAAAAGGUGCCAACAACAAUAUGCUGUCUUACAUCAAGCGAAAACUCUCUGAAUCGGACAGCAUUGGUGGAAACAACACCGUCGCUGUCAGUAGUAACCCAACAUCGGCCGCAGAGAUAGUGCGGAAAACGAGCCAAAUGUCUUUGGAUAAUGAAGCUAUUGCUUAUGGCGAGGAUGCAUUACUCCAAGAGCUAGGCUAUAGGAAUGCCACUGACCUACAGGAGACUAUUUAUGAUCUCCUGCGUACAAUUCGUGAUCCCGAGAAGCCAUGCACACUAGAGGACCUGAAUGUUAUCUAUGAGGAUGGCAUUUUUGUUCUGCCACCCACGCGCUCCAAUGUAUCUGUUGUACGCAUCGAAUUCAAUCCCACAGUGCCCCAUUGCUCUCUGGCGACCCUAAUAGGCCUGUGCAUAAGGGUUAAAGUGGAACGUGGGUUACCGCAUAAUAUUAAACUUGAUAUUUACAUAAAAAAAGGAGCACAUCAGACAGAAGAAGAGAUUAAUAAGCAAAUCAAUGACAAGGAGCGCAUUGCAGCAGCCAUGGAGAAUCCAAAUUUACGAGAUUUGGUUGAGAAUUGCAUUAAGGAUGAGGAGUAAUCAUUUCAUCAUCUCGAUCCAUCUUUUGUACAUAGAGUCUUUAAUUUGAUUAAGGGAUUAGAAUAAGUGUUAAAUUGCCUCUUUGACUGGAAUAAGUGUAACUUUUGUGUAGCAUUAAACAAAAAAAAGCAAAA